AACAGCGUACGCUUCUUACUACAAUGGUACCUCCUCAAAGCAAGAAAUUGAAUACGAAAGAGAACUCCUCUCAUUACCUGACGGUGGUCAGCUUGCCCUGGAUUGGGCACCUAUUAAGCCUACUGAUAUGACAGACAAAACACCAAUUCUUAUCUGCCUUCAUGGAUUGACAGGCGGAAGCUAUGAAGCUUAUAUACGGAGCGUCCUUGAAGUAAUUACCAGAGAUCCAUUCAAUUACAGAGGAGUGGUUAUCAAUAGCCGUGGAUGCGCUGGAAGUAACAUAACAACACCUCAGCUGUACAACGGUGCAUACACAGAAGAUGCUAGAAAUGCCAUCAAGUACAUUCAACAGUCUUUAGCUCCAGGUACACCAUUGAUUGGUAUCGGGUUUUCUUUGGGUUCCAAUAUUCUCGUCAAGUAUCUUGGGGAAGAGGGCGAUAAGACACCUCUUGUGGCUGCUAUGUCCGUUGCAAAUCCUUUUGAUUUCAAAAGUUCAAUUGAAAUGCUUCACCAGUCGAUAUUGGGAAGACGAGUUUACUCUACUGCCAUGGCUACCAAUCUGAAGAACUCGUUCAAAAGACAUAUGGAUAUGCUUGUCAAAGGUGGAAAGAUUGAUCCUGAGAAGGUUAUGUCUUCAAACACUCUUUGUGAAUUCGAUGAAGUCUGCACACGUAGACUGGGAGAUUACAGCACUGUGAACAACUACUAUCGCGAUGCAAGCUCUUGUCGUUUUAUUGAGUUUGUUCGUAUACCUCUUUUGUGCUUCAACGCACUUGAUGAUCCUAUUGCACUUAAAGCAUGUAUUCCAUACGAUGAAAUCAAAAUCAACCCAAACGUUGUCUUGGCAACCACUGAGAGAGGUGGCCAUAUUGGCUGGUUUGAACAUACACUUUCCCCGACACGCUGGAUAGUUAAACCUUUGGCAGAAUUUUUUGUUGCAAUUGCAGAGGCCUACGAUACCCGCGAAUCUUCGGCCAGUUCUUUGACUCCAACCGAAGUAGACGCUGCAGUGGAUAAAUUUCAAUCCAAGUCAUAGUGAUGUACACAAUAUAAUGCAAUGCAAAAAAAAAACGUAUGAAGAUGAAGAAAUGAUAGAACUUCAUAAAUCAAUAUCCAUUCAAUCAAUCCACAAGCUUUAUACAUAUAAGGAUUUGUGAUUGAUUGAUUAAAAUGUAAAAACAAUUUCAUCUGAGCAUAGAGAGAAAUGGAAUAAAUUAAAAUAAACAAAUAAACACAUACUUGAGUCUUAAAAGAGAUUAAGAACCGAGUAGUAUUGACUAU
This is a messenger RNA of Phycomyces blakesleeanus NRRL 1555(-), 1281 nucleotides long. RefSeq lists its product as hypothetical. Gene Ontology annotation, molecular function: acetylesterase activity; monoacylglycerol lipase activity. The record is from RefSeq and is a predicted model, not a curated record. The transcript is spliced from 6 exons. NCBI's taxonomy places the organism in Eukaryota, Fungi, Mucoromycota, Mucoromycetes, Mucorales, Phycomycetaceae. The coding region runs from base 128 to 1036 and encodes 302 amino acids. Gene Ontology annotation, biological process: medium-chain fatty acid biosynthetic process; medium-chain fatty acid catabolic process.